AUGAUCUCUCAAUUCUUCGUGCUGUCGCAGAGGGGCGACAACAUCGUCUUCCGCGACUGUAUGAUGCUCUCUCUCCACCUCCCCCCCGCUUCCCCAAGUCGUAGUGUGCGGUGGCUUUCUGCUUCGUCUAGUCGCAGAUCUGGCCCCGCAUGGUCUUCUGGACGAUGCCCUGUCAGUUGAUCUCAUUGAGAUCGAUCAGUACCUAGCGCCUUGGUGAUCGUAACGUAUAGUUUUUAGGAAAUGCGAGGUUCGCCCUGUGGCCUCUGGGCGAGGGUCGUGUCGAUGGUCUCUUUCUCCCCCUGGUGAUUGCCUUUAUAAAUGUUGGUAAUUUUUUGGGAAUUCCAGUGGAAGGAAAUUUCCUGUUAGGUUCUGUAAUAGGCUUAAUGAUAGGCUGACACUACCUUCUUAUUUAGCAUAUAAAAUAUCAACGAUAUCGAUCAUUCUUUAGGAAGCAACAAGGUCAGCUCAAUAAUUUGAGUGGUAAAAAGUAGAUUCUUCGUGUUCAUUAUAAGCAUCAAUAAAGAUUUAGUUACUUAUUCUCCUUUAGACUUUCUAGAGGUUCUUUAUGGCUACGACUGGAGACAAAUGACAUGUUGAAGUUGGCUGUGAAUCCAUGUCAAAGAGAGAGAAUAGCAAUGUUUUCUUGUUUAUGUUAUAGAUGUUCGUAUUAUAGAUGGCCUUUCGUUCUAAAGUAAAUGACGUCGAUGAGAUGGAAUAAAUCUUCAUAUCUGCGCUAUAAAAGUUCUCAUGUAAUUUUUCUAAAACCCUAUUUUGACAGGUAUUUUCUCCACAUUUCAUAUAUAGAUGGCAUGAGGAUUGUGCUUGUAAUUCUUUAUACCAAUAAGAAACAUGGACAUAGGCAUGCACAUUCUUGAUUGAAGGAGCAUCCAUCAGAGUGAAUAAGUAUGCUGUAGAACUAGGAAUGCCAUUGAAAUGCUCAUCAUGGAAUCAUUGUCUCGAAUAGACAUUUUACGUUCAUAACUAACGGUUUUUAGGUAUGAAAGAUACUUGUUACUGGUUGUGCUGAUAUAUUUUUCAGAGAAUAUCCGGUAACUGCAAACCAUUAAUGAAGAUAUUGUGGCCUAUAGUAUCAUGGCAAAAAUAUUAUGGCAGUGGACAACAAUUUUAACUGUGUCAUAUUUUUUACAGGGAUGAAUUAACUUAAAUGGCCGUAGAUUGCUUAAUGCCCUCAAACUUAAUGUUUAUUAUUUUUGUGCACGUUCCAGAUCCCAGUCUUUAUCAGGAUUUUUAUUUUUAAAAACAUUGCAGUGGAUAUUUUGUGCUGUAGUGGCUUUUUGUGGCUCUUUAUUGGGUUCAUUUCUUGUGGGAUUGCUUGAAUUUUCUUACGUUUUGGCUUAAGUUGAGAUAUUACUGUUUUUGUGUUCACCUUGCCAUCCCCUUAGUGGUGCCCGCCCACUCCCCCCCCACACAGUCCUUCUCUGGAGCCUGUAAUAUCUACUCUUUGGAUAUGUGUUAUCCUGAAGAUGUAGUUGUGAUUACUAAUCUUUCUUUCCUUUAUUCUGCUACUGUGGACGUAGAUCGUGGUGAAAUACAGAAAGGAAGUGCUGAGAUAUUCUUUCGCAAAGUAAAGUUCUGGAAGGGAGAGGAGUCUGAGGAGGCACCACCUAUCUUUGUAGGUAUUUGUUAGAAGAAAACUGUUCGGGCUUGUGUACCAGUUUUUUCAAUUAUUCUUGUUGAAAUGUUUUACAUCUCUUUUAAUAGUUUGUGUUCUCACGCUUCUCAAAAGCAGUUUUUAUCUAUUGUACGUCUCUUCUAUUAAGAACUCGAGCAUUUCUUUAUUUUUUAUUCCAAUCUGUUAUUUUCUACUUUGUGACGUGCUGACUCUACCAACACUUCAAAAAAAUGGCUGGGCUUUCUAUUACGAAGCAAAAUAUAUUAAAAUAUAUUUUUAGUGCAGUUUGAAAAGAGAAAGAGCAAGGACGGACUUAAUCAGAGGCUAUAUCUCUUUGUACCUAGCUCAUUUCCAUACUUCUUCCUGAAUAUGCCUUGUGUAACCCUCCUUGCAUAUGUAUGUGAAUUUGAACUAGUUACCUUGUGCUGCGAAAUUGAGAUUGUUGUCUUCAAACAGUUCAUGGAACGUGGUUCAUGGUUAUCAACCAUGGAAAUGCAGUAAUAUGCCGCAUUGACUUGCGCAUAGAUAGCAUUUCACUGAUUUCACAUACACUAAGAUUCACGUAAACAAGUGGGAAAGAAGGGGACUCACUAUUUGUUUUCCAUGUUGAGGACAACACCAUGCUCGCAAAUACUGUCAUACUUAUCUGUAAUGUUGUUUAUAGUUUGAGAAUUAUGCACCUUUGAGGUCCUCAUGUCUCUUACUUUCUCAACUAGUCAGAAAUCUAUUUGAAGCUAUCAAAGGCUAAUGACUUCUUGAUGGUGGUUAUCAACAGGUUCAAUAUUUUUGCCUGAAAUAGUGGAGACGUAGUUCCCUAGGCACUAUUUCAGCCUAAGACACCCACACCCUGCACCUUAUAGUCCUAUUCCUUUGUUACCUUUCUUACAUAUUUCGUCUGAAGCUUCUUUCUAUCUAAAUGGAAACAUUAUCGUGUAUAUUUAGAUCAAAAUUUUCUCUGUCAGAGGGAUAAUAUUAAUGGCUUAAUCAUAAAGGAAUGCUUGAUGUAACUUAUUGAGCUAAUACAAUUAAUGGAACACUUAUGUAUAAUUUAUUUCUCUUUCUGUCAAUAUAUAUAUAUAUAUAUAUAUAUAUAUAUAUAUAUAUAUAUUGCAUAUAUCUCAUUAUCUCACACAGCACUCGACAUGCUACAUGUUGAGGAACUCUAGCCCACGUGCCAUUUGAACUUCUCGGUGCACAUAGGUGCAGGUGCAGGUGGAUGAAAGACGUGAACAGUGUGGGAAGUGCCUUUAAGCUUCGUACUAUGCGAAGUGGCUUUCUCAAUUGCAUAGCCCUAACAUUCCACAUAUUUCUUCAAUCUUUUCAAAAAUGUCGGACAACAGAUGUUCAGUGGUACAAGGAUAUCAGCAUUUAUUUGCUCCUUGUACCUUCCCAUGCAAAUCUCCAUUUUAUUCAGUAUGGAUAAAUGUGAUUUCAACCUCAGCAAAACUCAUUUUGAAUGAGAAAUCAGAUGAAGAAUAUAUCAGUACCAAUAUUCUUGUAUCACUGUACAUCUUUAUGCUUGUGGUAAAUUAUUUGAUGAGAAUAUCACUCAAUUUCAACAUGCUUUAUUCAUUGAUGGGAAACCUAUCAGUAGCAAUUCCCUUUCACUUUUGUCCAUUCUCAACUGCCAAGCGUUGUGGGUGUAAACUGGGUUUCUACAAUGUGGAACGGAAAAAGUAAAAUAUAUAAUUUAUACUUUCAGCAUUUUAACAACUUGCAUUUUUUAUCCAGUCCUUAUGCUAGCAGGUCUUUUAAAGAACGUUUCUGCUGGGCCUCCUAUCCCCAAACAAGAGAAAUGGUAUUCUAUGCUAGGGGGAAGCUUAACAACUUAUUGUUCACAGGGGUAACAGCAAUCUGCCUUUCAUGGAACUUCAAUAUUGUAGGAGUGCCCGGCGAAAUCCUUUCUGUACAUGAGCAGAUACUUUACUCUGGUCCAUUUAUGUUCAAUUUCUUACAGAUUUGAAGGACCUUUAUGUUAAGUGUAUCUGGUACUCCUUUUGCAAAAGCGAACUUGAACUGAAACUAGGCUCAAUUUUCAUCCAUUUUUUCAGUAUGGACUUGCCUAAGAUGGGAUGAAUUCCAUUUUAUUUACACGGUUCUCUUUAUCCCGAUGGUGUGAACUUUCUGCCGUAACUUUGACACCCAGUUUGCUUUAAAUACAUAAUUUUUCGUAGUUACAAUUUUGGUUGCUCUUGUAAUCUGAUAUAUAGUCGUGUUGCCCUUUUUAUCUAUGAUUCUUGGAUAGGUUGAUAUCCUGAUUGUUCUCAAUGCACACUCUCCACAAGUUCAUUCUGUACAUGAGCUUGUUUCGUAAUUUUUCAGUGUUACUACUUUGGCUGCUUACAUAAUCUACUGUUCUCGUGUCGUCCUUUCUAUUUGUGUUUCAAAUAAAAAGUGACAUUCAAAUCCUUGUGUUUGCAGAAUUUGGAUGGAGUGAACUAUAUUCAUGUGAAAGUAGCAGGAUUGUUAUUUGUGGCAACAACAGGGAUUAAUGUAUCACCGUCUUUGGUAUUGGAACUUUUGCAAAGAAUUGCUCGUGUCAUUAAAGACUACCUUGGGGUUCUAAAUGAGGAUUCAUUGCGGAAAAAUUUUGUUCUUGUAUAUGAAUUGCUCGAUGAAGUAAUUGUGAGUGUUCGCAAUGUUUAUCUUUAGGAGCUUUUCAUGGUUACUAAUUAAAACUUUUUUGCUCAUUUUUUAUGCACAUAUUCUUUGAUCCCACAUGUAGUCCCCCAAUUAUCCAUUGUUUUAUAAAAUUUAAGGGAUAAUUCAAUAUCUUUUGACCUUGAACUGCAAUAUUUUCUUCUUUAUAUUCUUCUGAGGGUAUGGACACCGCAGAGAGUUGGAUUUUUUUAUUGUGAGAGCCCAUGACGAAGUAAGAUAGCAGAGAAUGAUACCUGAGGUUGUCUAAACUAAGUCGCAAAUAACUUAUGAUUAGUCAUGAAGUUCCAUCCUGUUGCAUUAGAAUCAAGGUCAGAUAAACAUGAUCCAUGGAAACUGAGUCAGAUCAGGCAAUUUUAGCUUCAUUUCUCUGAGCCACGAGUCAAAUAACUACAGAUUUAAUCCUCUGGUUUAUGUGAUUCGUGUGAUAUGCCUAUAGUCAAUUGUAAAUUCACCUUUACUAGUCGCUGAGAUCUGGUGAUAUUUUCUUACUUGGCUUUGAUUCUUUGUAGACUUAGAAAGCUUGAAUAUGGGUCAACAAAAUAUGCUUAAAAUAGUCUGUGUACUUUUAAAUACAGAGGGGCAUAGCUAUUCGCCUUGUUUGGGCUAGGUGUCUUUUAAGGGCUCUAUUCCUUCUAAACAUUAUCUGAACGACACACUGCCAUCGCCUGCCAAACUUAAUUGAUUCAAGCUCCAUUAUCAUGGAGAAAAAUUGAACUAUCGUAUGCCUAUUUCGUUUAGCGCUUCUUCUUUUAUUACAUCCCUUACAAUCCUUGCCAGAAAAAUUGUGCACCCGGUCAUCAUAGAAGAAAAUGUAUUCUUUUAUGAUCAUCUUUUUUCAAGUAUAGAUGUUUAUCGAACCCUAACGUAGGUGAAUGGACAGGCAUAAAGCCUAGGGUUGCUUUUGAUCCUGUGACCACUCACUGUGGGACUACUGGUUGUAAUGAAGAGAGCUGAAAACUCUACCUAUUAUGUCUGCCUGGGCAUUGUUUGGUCCACUGUUCUGUGAAACCGCAGUGGAUCCUCUGUUUUAGAAGGUGAGUGCUGAAUACCUGACAAUUUUCAAUAUGUCCUCUCUGAUGACUGCUCCACCUAGCCAUCGUCUUACAAUUGGAUAGGUACAUCUUUUAACAGCCUGUCUGCUGCCCAUUAGUCUUAGGAUCAUCAGCUGAAAACUCGAGCACAUUAUGCCUACACUUCUCACGGCUUCCAUGAGGAUGCCUUGGUUAAUAAUGGUACUCAGUGAAUGCUGAUCAAUUGUGCAACUCUAUCUACUAUUAUCAUCAAUGAAAAAAGAUAUUUGCGUAUUUUUUCUUGACUUGUUGCUUUCCUUGCCCAGAUGGAAUUUAUUUGCAGCCCUUGAUAUAGAAUUUCGCUGUUUCAAUUGUUUCAAUUUAUCAUGCGUUUUCUCAUUGGUCCAUUCUUUGAACUGGAAUUUUUUAACAAACUCAUUCCAUGCUCUGUGUAAACAGGAUUUUGGUUAUCCUCAAACAACAUCGACAGAACUUUUGAAAUCUUAUGUAUUCAAUGAACCACUUGUCAUUGAUGCAGCUCGUUUACCAGCUCUUGGGCCUGCAGCCAUGUUUAUGGUAUAGCCAAGCAAAAUCACCAAAAGCGAUUAUCCGUGUUAGUCAAGCUUGGUGAUUUUAACUUUUAUACUUCUUUUCAUGUGUACAGCAAGGAGCUAAGAAAAUGCCAGGUACUGCAGUUACCAAAUCUGUUAUUGCCAUUGAACCUGGAGGGAGGAAGAGGGAGGAAAUAUUUGUGGAUGUAAUAGAGAAGAUAAGUGUGACAUUCAGCUCCAGUGUGAGUGUUUUUAGUAACAGUUGCUCAAGCCGCAUGCUUCAGUUUCUCAUUUUUUAUGUACGUUUGGGCAGCAAGGAUAUAUAAUUUGAAUGAAUACUUAUUUUAUCAUUGUAAAAGAAUUCAAAGAAAGAGGGAUUAGUUUUCUCGCUUUCAAGUGGGGCGGUCAUUGUCAUCUUUAUAAUUUUAUUAUCUGAUCUGCUAAUCCUUGACCAAAUCAUCUGAGAACUGAUUCAAAAGCCUAUGUAGAUUUGACUAAACUGAUUGGCCUGUUGAUGAAGCUUGUAAUGCUUGUAUUUUCGCCUGGUACUUGUACACUUAACCUUCUUAGCUGCCCGAUACUAAGUAAUCUCUUCCUUAAUGCGUUGGCAGUAUUAAAUACAUUCUGGACCUGCUCCCUUUUAUCUUCCUCUCAUUAUUGCUAAGUUUAAAUUAUUUUUUUAUUGCAACUAAUGAUCUUCUACAAUUUACCAGUAAUGUAAUGUGAACAGUUCUUGUCAACAGGGGUAUAUACUUACCUCAGAGAUUGAUGGAACCAUCCAAAUGAAAAGUUAUCUUACAGGGAACCCAGAAAUACGUCUUGCUCUCAAUGAGGAUCUGAGCAUUGGAAGGAAUGGAAGUUCUAUCUAUGGUACCCAGAAACCCUUUUCCUCUGGCUAUUGUUAAUCCAUGAUGACUGACAUGUAUAUUAGUUCUGUACGCAAAUCAAUUUUGAUGUAAAUUCUGAUAAGGUUGGUGUAAUAUGGGCUCCCAGAGCUGAAAACCGUACAUUUUGAGUUCCCUUAGAAAAUCGUUCGGCAAUUUAUUGACAAAUUAUUCUUAAAGAUAACCACUCACGUGAUAUAUUUUUAUUUGUGUAAAUAUCGACAUUUCACUUUCUCUUUGUGUGCCAUAGGUUAUAGUAGUUCUACUGGAGGUGGGAUGGUGAUACUUGAUGAUUGUAACUUUCACGAGUCUGUGCAACUUGACAGUUUUGAGGUAGAUCGAAAAUUGACAUUGGUGAGUUUACCGCUUUAAGUUUAUAUGACGAAUGUUUAACAUAUUGGACUUAAACGUUUCUUGUUAUUCUGCUAUUCAACAUUCAUGUUUGUGGGAGAGAAUGAUUUUAAGACUGUGACAUGCUGAUCUUGUUAGAAGUUAUUUGUCUGUCUACCUGGGUGCUGCAAACUUAUUGGUACUUUUUUUUUUCUCCUCCAUAUUUCAUUAAUGUCACUUUCACCUUUCCCAGUGUUCGGUACUUUAAAUGUACAAACAGGAUGCACAUAUUUAAGCCAGGUUUCUGAUAGGCAUGGUACUUUCUCAUACACAAGUAUGAUUUACGUUUUCGUCCAGCCAUGUUUCGAUCUUGUCAUGCAGCCUGUGUUUCACCGUCACAGAGGACUCUUGCAUCUGUUAACUUAUUGUCUUUGUUAAUGUGUAUUUCUGUCUAUGUUUGCAGCCAUGUGUGUACUUCUUUUGGUCUCGCAUGCAUGUAUCUUUUGGUAUUUGUACGUCAUGGUUUCAUUUGUUCUGCUCUUUGUAUUCACUAACACAUACUUCUUUUCUCAGAUUCCUUCUGAUGGAGAAUUUCCUGUUAUGAAUUACCGUAUGACCCAGGAGUUUAAACCUCCUUUUCGUAUAAAUGCAUUGAUUCAAGAAGCAGGGGCUCUGAAGGUUUGGAUCUUUCUCGUUUUGUAUCAGCGUUGAGUUUUAUCCCGUGCCAAAGUUGACUAAAAAUUAUGAUUUUUACUCUCUUAUGAUUGUGUUUGAAUAUGAUUUCUUCUCUGUGAAGUUCAGGCUGAGGUUAUUCUUAAAGUUAGAGCAGACUUUCCUUCAAAUAUCACAGCAAAUACAAUUAUGGUGCAGAUGCCAUUGCCCUCUUACACAACAAGGUAUUUUUUGGUUCUAAUUUGACGCAUGGUAUCAUGCACAUUUGCAUUUAAGACUGUAGGACUCUUCAAGCACAGCACCAUCCGUUUCUAUAUUUUUGGUGGCAGAUAAGAUGACCCUUGGCAAGCAGUUCUUUCUGAAGGAAUUGAUUUUGGCAUGUUUUACAAAUAUUUUUCGGCAAGAUCAAAUAAGCUUUUCUGGUCGCAAUAAUUCCUCAGGGUUAGUUUUGAGCUGGAGCCUGGAACUGUUGGGAACACCACUGACUUCAAGGAAGGAACGAAGAGACUGGAAUGGGGUUUGAAAAAGGUUAGGGAUUAUCGUCCCUUUGUAUCAUCUGGAUUCGUAAUGCUUGUUGAAAGAUAGAUUUCUGAUGUAAUAUUAGUUAUAACUUAACAACUUCGUCCUUUGAUUCGUGAAAUCUCGUAGCGAACAGCCAAACAUGAAGUACACAAUGUAGCAGCACUUAUGUUUCCUUUGAAUUCACACAUUAACUUUGUAUAUAUUUCCAGAUUGUUGGUGGAUCCGAACAUACUCUUCGCGCAAAACUCACUUUUAACCAGGAAUCACAUGGUAGGACUUCCAUUCCGGCCUGUGAAUCAGUUUCAUUUUAUUUUUCUGUACCUUAUGUUUUUGAGGAAACUCUUCUAGUUUCCCACUUUUGUAUGAAUAAAUGGAUUGUUCGAUAUCACAUAGUGACCGAAUCUGAUUAAGCUGUCUAUAUCCCUAUUUUCAAAGAUGUAGUCAUUGAUUUUUUAUUUUUUAUUUUAUAUAUAUAUAUAUAUAUAUAUAUAAUCUAGGAAACAUUAUGAGGGAAGCGGGGCCUGUCAAUAUGACUUUCACAAUACCAAUGUACAACGCUUCCAGGCUUCAGGUUUGUGAUUCAUUAUUCUCUAAUCUCUUAUCGUUAAUAACUUGCCUGUAUGUAUCUUCUAUAUAGUUUGAAUUCUGUGUAUAUUUGAUCCUUUGAAAUUCAUUGGGAUAACGCUUUGUUGUUUCUUCUGUAUUAAAUCCCAUAAAAAAUAAAUAAAUAAAUAAAUAACAUGAAAUCAUGCUUAUGAGCGCUGGUUUUUGCCGGAUUCUGGAAGUGGGUGCAGCCGCCUACAUGCAAAUGCUUUGUGUAGGCGUUUACUUGAGAUUUAUUUGACACUUUACAUUCAUAGUUUGAGAUAGUAAGAUCUCUGUCUAUCUGUCAUCCUCUGUUAUUCUGCUCUCACACCUCUACCACCCUAAUUGAACCGAACCCCUCCAUUGGCUGCACCUUUGACAGCAUUGCUAAAACUUUUAUCUUCAGGGCCACCAUCUCUCUCUCUCUCUCUCUCUCUCUCUCUCUCUCUCUCUCUCUCUCUCUCUACAUUUCUUUUUCUCUCAUCCCGCCUCUGAUUUGCCAAUGUAUGCCCUGGGUCCUCUAUAUUCGGUGAAUUACAGUCGCAGGAGCUGAAUUGCUCCCUUUAGAUACAACGAGUCUAGAACAAAUUGUCCGGGCAUAGAAAGACUCUAACACCCCAAAGAUUCUGUUCCCACACUUGUUCCCUUUCAAUGUGCAGUCAGUAAUCUUCCUGCUCAUCCACUACACCAAGAUUUCUGAUUUGUAUCCUUCUUUUUCCGUGGAAAGGUAGCACUUUGGGUUGGUGUUAUUCAGAAAGAAACCCAUGGUGAUCUUCCGUGAUCCAAAAGUGGAAAAAUCUUGAUGAACACUGGACUACUUUGAGGAUAUUUACCAUGUAGAUUCUUCCUCGUGAUAUUUAAAUUGCAUUUGUGGCUGGAUGACCUAACCUUGGGGAAAUUUGAUCUGCUUGCAGGUAAGGUACCUAGAAAUAGCAAAAAAAUCUAAAACAUACAACCCAUAUCGGUGGGUGCGGUAUGUAACGCAAGCCAAUUCGUAUGUCGCUCGUUUGUGA
This is a messenger RNA of Spirodela intermedia, 9861 nucleotides long. Lineage: Eukaryota; Viridiplantae; Streptophyta; Magnoliopsida; Alismatales; Araceae. The record is from the annotation of a GenBank genome assembly.